AUGUGCACCAGCCCGACUAAUUAUUUAAUAUCCAACACUCUCACCUUCCUGCAGAUAGUUAACCUUGUACCAACGGCAAACGAGACCGCCGAGCCAGAGUUCACGAUUAGCACGUUUUAUUCACCCCAACCGUUUAUUCUCGGCGACGACAUUCGCCUUCGCUGCGUGGUCACCCCAACUCCAGCCCGCAUCCAGUACGAGUGGCGUCGAAAUGAUCAGGUCGUCUCACGUGACUCUGAGUUCGUCAUCCACAACAUCGGUCCCGAUCAUGUGGGUGUGUAUCGGUGCAUCGCACUCAUCGACGGCGUCGAGUGGGGCGAUGAGUUGCCGGUACCUCCGCCCUCCGGAAGCCAGGAGUUGCCAGACAACAUUGAAGUGCGGCCAGAUUUCAUUCUGAAGUCGGUCUUCCAACCAUUCAAGGUGGAAUGCAUCUCUUUGCAACCAGGCGUCGCGCCGAUCGCCCAGUUCCCCGGCGGAGUCGCCAUCGACUCGGACGCUCGCUUCAUCAUCCGCCGGCCGGAUACUCAACGACUCGUCAUCGAGGCCUACGAAGGUCUCUCCAGCGUCUACAAUGGACUCCGCAUUCAGUAA
Protopolystoma xenopodis is the source of this 591-nucleotide messenger RNA. NCBI's taxonomy places the organism in Eukaryota, Metazoa, Platyhelminthes, Monogenea, Polystomatidea, Polystomatidae. The record is from the annotation of a GenBank genome assembly.